Messenger RNA from Elaeis guineensis (African oil palm), 1061 nucleotides. RefSeq lists its product as uncharacterized. NCBI's taxonomy places the organism in Eukaryota, Viridiplantae, Streptophyta, Magnoliopsida, Arecales, Arecaceae. The record is from RefSeq and is a predicted model, not a curated record. Gene Ontology annotation, biological process: root development; shoot system development.
CAUAGGUGGCCAAGAUUCUUGGUGUCUCCCAUCUUCUGCAGAUGUAUUGGUUUAUGAGGCAUGGAGGCCAAGAACCAAACCCAGAGCAUCAUCUUCUUCUCUAGUCUUCUCUUGUCAUUCACUCAGAGAGGCUUCACUACAGAGGAAGCGAAAAUGGCUGGUUCUGCUGUCUUGCCUGACCAAUGUUGCCAUCUUCGAUCCAUCAGCAUGCCAUCCAGAUCCCAUCCCCUUGCCCUUCAAGUUGAAGAAGAGCUGCACAAGCUAAGGACUUUUGUGGCUUCAUCCUCUUUAACAGGGCAGAUGAUUUGCAAUGGAUUAAGAGGGCUUGGAAAUUUGUACAACUGCAUCAAAGAGCUGCUUUAUUUGCCACACAACCAGCAAGUCCUCACUCAGUUGCCACACAAAAAAUGGGUAGAAGAGCUGCUGGAUGGAUCUCUCAAAUUGUUGGAUUUGUGUGACACUUUGAGGGAUAAGCUGGUUACCAUGAAAGAACAUAUUCAAGACCUUCAGUUGGCUCUCCGAAGAAGAGGUGAUGCUGCUAUUCAAAGCAAGGUGCAUGCUUACAUCCGCGCAGUGAAGAAGGCACAGAAGGAUAUGAACAAUUGCUUGAAAUCAUUGAAGCAAAUGGAUAACAGAUGUGUGUCUUCUUCAGUCCUCAACAAGGAUUCUGAUCUGUCAAUAAUGGUUCAGGUAUUGACAGAAGCAAAGCAGAUUACCAUGUCUCUCCUACAAACAGUCCUAUCUAAUUUGUUCAUGGCAAGGUCGAAACCAAAGUCUAGCAGAUGGUCUUCUGUUUCUAAGGCUUUGCACAAGAAGAAAGUGGCUUGUGAGGAGCAUGAGGAUAUAAAUGAAGCAGAAAGUUCAGAUUUCUCAUUCUCUACUUCCUAUGAGUGCAUUACCUGCAAAGAUGGUGUGAAGGUACAAAACGCACAAGAGCAGUUGGAGGGUUUGGAGUUCAACAUUGAAGGUUUUGAGAGUGGAUUGGAAUGCCUAUUCAGGCAACUAGUCCAAAAUAGAGUCUCUCUUCUCAACAUCCUUAGCCUUUAGGGAUCUCCGCCCUU